AGCUUUUUGAAGAUGAUUCUUAAAAUGCUAAGCAAAACUCCCUCUGGGAUGUCUGACUAUUUAGAAAACAUGAGUAAGAUUGUCUUAAGAUCAUCAAGAUCUCAGAUGUGUGCACCAACAAAGCAAAAUUCUUGCAGUUUGGUCAGCUAUGACAUUGCUAGGAGGUUUUCUCAAUGUCAGUGUUAUCUUUCCAAACCUGGUAAACCGUCAGGAAUAAAUAAAUCAAAAUCAAUGUUCAAGUUCACUGCAAAAUUCCUGGAUGGAGGUAUGGAGGAGCCCAAGCUUGUAUACAACAUAUUUACGGGAAACAACAGCAAGAAGAGUAGCAGAGCGUGCAUCAGCUCAGGCUUGUCACCACGGCGCCUUCAAGUGCUCAACAAACUUUUCUUUGAAAACAUCAAGGAAAUCAUGCAGUCGUGCAUUGUUGCUGAUCACCUCAUAGGACACAACUUUCAUGUUACCAAGGUUCGUGUGGUUGGGCACUUCUCUUGCAUUCAUGUGUUUUGGAUGCAGACUGGCAAUGCACCAGAGCCUUCUCCAGAGCUACUGAAACAUGUUGCUCGUCUUGUGCGCACAGAGCUGCACCAUGUGCAAGUUACCUCUCGCAUUCCUCCAAUCAUCUUCCACCGAGACAGUGAGCUGGACAACGUACUGGAGGUGGAACGACGGCUCACAAUCAUAGCACAAGAGUUGCAGCCUAAUGGCCACCUGGAGCCUGUGAACCACCUGUCCCUCCCUGCACCACCUGUCCCUGAUGAGAUAUUCGAGCCUGACUUCAAGUUUGAUGCGUCGGCACCCCUCAGCUUUGCCGCGUCAACCACCGUCCAGUCCAACCCAAAGAACAGGCCCAGGAGUAGCUUCACACCCUUUGCCCCCCGAGGGUCAUACAGCAGAGAGAAGCCAGGAAAACAUGAACGCGACUGGCAGAGGCCAGUGCAGCCGGCAUGGCAGCGGAGCGCCACAGCGCCCAGGCAGGUCGCUCUUCCUACGGCUUGCUUUAACCUCAACCGCGCCGCCGUCAUGGCCAGGGUGGAGCGAGGACUGGCGCGAGUAAAAGACUUCAAGAGUGACGGAAUCGACAUCAACGUUUAUGAGGCAAAUUUGAGGACGCUGUCACUGGACCAGCGCCUCCUGGGAGGCUCGAGUGAUGAGCGCUACGAGGCCGUGCUGCCCUUCAUGCCUCGCUCUUCCCUUGCCGCCUGGGCGGGGGAUUAUACCAGGCGUCGAGUGAGAGGUGACAGGCUACUGAAGGACGAGGCUGGCGCGGGUGCAGUGGAAAUCACGGCAGGCGUGCCGACCCAACUUAUGCUCCGACAAAACGACUACGACGAGGAUGAAAAAUUCUACGAGUUCGAAUGCGAGCUUCACAGGCGAACAGACGAACCUGAUUGCGAUGAGGACAUCUGCAGCUAAAGAACAUUGCUGUAAUGAUGAGUUGUGCAGUGUGACGGCGAUAUAGAUAUCUGCUGCUGCAACUGCCGUCAGGAAGAUGGCAAAUGGCAACAAUGAUAGAUGAAAUCAGAACGAGUUGUAUUUAUUGUACGUACUGAAGAUAUUGAAUAAAAGAAGUAUCAA
This is a messenger RNA of Hyalella azteca, 1575 nucleotides long. RefSeq lists its product as uncharacterized. The coding region runs from base 13 to 1413 and encodes 466 amino acids. The record is from RefSeq and is a predicted model, not a curated record. Gene Ontology annotation, biological process: rRNA processing. NCBI's taxonomy places the organism in Eukaryota, Metazoa, Arthropoda, Malacostraca, Amphipoda, Hyalellidae. The transcript has 10 exons.